This is a messenger RNA of Magnusiomyces paraingens, 1536 nucleotides long. RefSeq lists its product as uncharacterized. The record is from RefSeq and is a predicted model, not a curated record. The coding region runs from base 1 to 1536 and encodes 511 amino acids. Gene Ontology annotation, molecular function: nucleobase transmembrane transporter activity. The transcript has a single exon. Gene Ontology annotation, biological process: transmembrane transport; cytosine transport. Gene Ontology annotation, cellular component: plasma membrane; fungal-type vacuole membrane. NCBI's taxonomy places the organism in Eukaryota, Fungi, Ascomycota, Dipodascomycetes, Dipodascales, Dipodascaceae.
AUGGCUCUUGAUCUUGAAAAGAACUCAAUCUACGAAAUUUCCAAAGAAGCUUCGGAGACUUCUUACAUUGACCAAUCCUCUGGAUCGGUCGAGGAAGCUCCCAAGACCUUUGUGGGCAAGUUCAAUAAGUUCAUGAACUCCAUGAACGCCGAAGUUAGAGGCAUUGAACGUAUCCCUGAAGAAGAACAAACAGAUGUGUCCAUGUGGAACACCGCCAGUAUGUUCUUUGGCUGUAACAUGGUUGUUGCAACUGUUUCCCUUGGAUGUCUUGGUAUCACCGUCUUUGGUUUGGAUUUCUGGUCUGCUUUCUUGACCAUUGUCUUCUUUAACCUUCUUGGUACCCUUUCUGUUGCCUUUUUCUCCACUUUUGGCCCUCACUUUGGUCUCCGUCAAAUGGUUCUUUCUCGCUUUUGGUUUGGUGCUUACACUGUCAAGAUCCCCGCUUUCAUUAACCUUGUUGCUUGUGUUGGUUGGACUGCUGUUAACACAAUGGUAUCUGCUCAACUUCUUCAUACUGUCAAUGAUGGUUCUCUUCCUCCUUGGGCUGGUGUUUUGAUUAUUUCUCUCAUUACCUUUGUCAUUACAUUUUUCGGUUAUCACGUUGUUCACCAAUUUGAGAAAUGGUCUUGGAUCCCCAAUGUUAUUAUUUUCCUCAUCAUGGCCAUUCGCAUGGGCAAGUCUAAGCAAUUCACUUACGGAACCAUGGUUGGUGGCGAAACCACUGCCGGCAAUGUUUUGUCUUUCGGCGCCACUGUCUAUGGUUUUGCAACUGGUUGGACUUCUCUUGCUUCUGAUUACACAGCCUACAAACCCAAGAAUACCUCUCGUAUCAAAAUCUUCCUUUCUGUUUAUGGUGGUCUCAACUUCCCUCUUAUGAUUGCUAUGAUCCUUGGUGCUGCCAUGGCUAUGGGUACUGUAAAGAACCCCGCCUGGGCCGAAGCUUAUGAUACCAACAGUAUUGGUGGUCUUUUCUUCAUGGUUCUGGUUGAUGAUUCUCUUCACGGCUUUGGCCAGUUCUGCGUCGUUCUUCUUGCACUUUCUACCGUUUCUAAUAACACUCCAAACCUCUAUUCACUUGGUCUUACAGCCCAAACAUUCUGGGAGGGUCUUAGAAAGGUGCCUCGUGCUAUUUGGACUCUUGCCGGUACUGGUGUUUCUAUUGCCAUUGCCAUUCCUGCCUACUACGUCUUUGACAGUGUUAUGCAUAACUUUAUGAAUCUUAUUGGAUACUGGUUGGCCAUCUACACCGCUAUCUCAAUCUCUGAGCAUUUCAUCUACAGAAAGGGAUUCAAGGGCUACAACCCUGAUGACUUUGACGACGCCAAGAAACUUCCUCCUGGUAUUGCUGCUGGUAUUGCCUUUGCUUGCGGUGCCGCCGGUACUUGCUUGGGUAUGGCUCAAGUUUGGUGGACCGGACCUCUUGCUAAGCCCAUUGGCAAGUUUGGUGGUGACAUUGGCUUUGAGCUUGCCUUUGGCUUUGCAUUUGUUGCAUUCAACAUCUUGAGACCCUUUGAGCUCAAGUAUUUUGGCCGAUAA